This is a messenger RNA of Phycodurus eques (leafy seadragon), 2124 nucleotides long. Its product is annotated as mothers against decapentaplegic homolog 6-like. Gene Ontology annotation, biological process: transforming growth factor beta receptor signaling pathway; SMAD protein signal transduction; BMP signaling pathway. The transcript has 4 exons. Lineage: Eukaryota; Metazoa; Chordata; Actinopteri; Syngnathiformes; Syngnathidae. Gene Ontology annotation, molecular function: I-SMAD binding; transcription regulator inhibitor activity. Bases 491 to 1837 code for a protein of 448 amino acids. Gene Ontology annotation, cellular component: heteromeric SMAD protein complex. The record is from RefSeq and is a predicted model, not a curated record.
CAUUGCAUGCGUGUGUUUUGAGUGAGCGUGUGCUGGAGGAGGACUUGCUCGCAGCGGGCGAGGUGGAGAGGAGCGAUUCCAACUGUGUUUCGAAGAACGGAAGCUGCUCCGGUGUGAUGCCUUCUCUCCGGAUUUUGUCGGAGUGUCCAUUUUCGUUGAUGAGGAUGGUGGCGUUUCCAAAGCGGGAGGCAAACUCCUGUCAGCCUCUUGGAUGUCGCCCCGCACAUGUUGCUGGCAAUUGAUAGUGCUCCUGGAAUUAUGGUUCGAGGACUGUGGCGUUGAAUAAAUUGAACUUUGAUUGAGUUUUGUCUCUGAACGUCCAACGUGUGCGUGAUUCCCGCGGAGCUAUGAUGUCGAAGUGAACGCUCAUGUUGCGCGCGCCGUGCACCGUCCGCACGUCUCGGGCGCCGAGUCGAAAAAACCCCAUGCGGAACCCCCCGGGAGCCGGACGGGACCGACGCCACGCAUCCGGGACCGUCUAGGUUGUCGUAUGUUCCGGCCGAGACGCUCCGGGCUCGUACGGCGACUGUGGAGAAGCCGUGCGCUCACCCAGAGCGAUGGAAGCGGCCGAGCUGAGGGAGGAUGUCCGUGUGGCUCCGGGUUGCGCCAAAAGAAACAGGGGCCGGCGGCACGCGCCGGGUGGGACCCCGCGGGGGAUGAAGGGGAUCGGGCUGACGACGACCGGGGUGCCUCGGGCCGCAGACAGGAGGCGGACAGGACGGUGACGUGUUGUCUGUUUGGGGAGUGGGAUCUCAGACCCCGGAGCCCCCACAAAGACGACGCCAGCCCCUGCGAGUGUGACCUCGUGAAUACUGCCUACGCUUUUCUCAAAAGACUGCCGGAACCAAGUCUGGAUCCGUUGCUGAAGGCUGUGGAGUCCAAAGGAGUGGUGGCGAGCCAGUGCGUCAUGGUGCCCGCCACUGAGUUGCGCUUCGGGGCUCAUCACGUCUCGCCUCAGUACCUACUGGGUCGGGUAUACCGAUGGAGCGACCUGCCGCCCUCGGCCCGCCUCAAAGUGCUGCACCACUGCCAAAGUUUGGACGGGGGAAAGGUGUGCUGCAACCCCUACCACUACAGCCGCUUGUGUGGGCCAGAGUCACCUCCUCCCCCAUACUCGGUGUCCCAUUCGGAUGAACACAAGCCACUGGACUCUACACUGUCUGACACUGAAACUCCGCCCACUAUCAUCACGCCAACCGACCACACAGAGACCGGUACCUCCCUCGGCUCCUCGACCUCCAGCGGACAUCGCUCUCACUGGUGCAGUGUUGCCUACUGGGAAGAGCGUACACGUGUGGGCCGACUUUAUCCAGCCUACGAACCCUCGCUCAGCAUUUUCUAUGACCUACCUCAGGGCACGGGUCUCUGCCUCAGCCAACUCCACACCAACACCAACCAAAAUCACCGUGACAACCAAGGCAGCCAUGGCACAUCCUUACUACCGGGCUACCCCAGCCAUGGAGGGAACAGCAGCAGCAUCCAACAGAUCCGCAGUAAAAUUGGCCACGGCAUUGUGCUGAGCCGUGAGCCGGACGGAGUGUGGGUGUACAACCGCAGCCAGCACCCGGUGUUCAUCCACUCACCCACUCUGGACCUUCUUAGCGCUCGAGGGCUGAGCGUGAAGAGGGUGAUGCCGGGCUUCUCCCUCAAGAUGUUUGACUAUGAGAGCUCCAACUGGAUGGCCGAGCAUGGCGUGAAGCCUGAAAGCCAGGAGGGGCCCUGGGAUCCCCACAGUGUUCGUAUUAGUUUUGCUAAAGGAUGGGGACCCUGCUACUCUAGACAGUUCAUCACUUCCUGUCCGUGCUGGCUGGAGGUGCUGCUUAACACCCACAGAUAGCACACAGCCUGGAUCCAAAUUGUCAUCCACCAAGAUUUAAUAUAAAGUUUAUGUAUUUUAUAAAAUAUAUUACACAUGUAAAUACUUUAUUUCGUCAUUUUACAAUGCAACUAUUUAUGUAUAGUGUAAUGUGUAUAUGGACAAAACAAAAAGGAACAAGAAUAUGCACUUUUCAUUCUUUUCAUAUGCAUUACAGAGUUUCUCAGUGUCAGUUUGCUAAUGUAAAGAUACACAGUUUAUGUCUUCAUAAUUUCACUAUUUCAAAGUACGCCUUACACACGUGUCAA